Messenger RNA from Chrysoperla carnea, 717 nucleotides. Its product is annotated as gastrula zinc finger protein XlCGF71.1-like. The transcript is spliced from 3 exons. Gene Ontology annotation, cellular component: nucleus. The coding region runs from base 1 to 711 and encodes 236 amino acids. Lineage: Eukaryota; Metazoa; Arthropoda; Insecta; Neuroptera; Chrysopidae. The record is from RefSeq and is a predicted model, not a curated record.
AUGGAACUUGAAAAACAAUUAAAUAAAGAAUUUAUUAUCAAAGAAGAAAUAUUAGAAGAACCUGUUGAAAUAGAACAUGUAUCAAUUAAAGAAGAAAUACCAGAAGAAACUGUUAAAAUAGAAAAUAAUUUAACUAAGCAUGAGCUUAUUCACAUCGGAAGAAAAACUUUUGAAUGUGAAAUUUGUGAUAAAAUAUUUAUUACAAAGUUUGGUUUAGUUCAACAUAAAUUCAUUCACGGAGGAAAAAUGCCUUUUUCUUGUGAAUUUUGUAAUAAAGGUUUUACAAAACAAAUAAAUUUAACUAGACAUAAACGAAUCCAUACCGGAGAAAGGCCCUUUGCAUGUGAAGAUUGUGAAAAGACAUUUACCCAGAAAAGUGAUUUAAUUACACAUAAACGUAUUCACACAGGAGAAAAACCUUUUACAUGUGAAGUUUGUGAUAAGAAAUUUGGUAAUCAUAACAAUUUAGUUGUUCAUAAUCGAAUUCAUACUGGAGAAAAACCUUUUUCUUGUGAAGUUUGUGAUAAAAAAUUUAGUCAGAAACAUCAUUUAAGUAAACAUAAACGAAGUCAUUUUCGAAAAAAACAUUUGAAUGUGAAGUCUGAAACUGUUCGAUUGGAGCAUGCAGGAAUUAAAGAAGAAUUACCAGAAGAAAUUAUUAAAAUAGAAAAUGUCUUAAUUAAAGAAGAAAUAUCUGAUGAAAAUUCUUGAACAAGA